Naumovozyma dairenensis CBS 421 is the source of this 1218-nucleotide messenger RNA. It is a transcript of the gene SPR28, whose product is annotated as septin SPR28. Gene Ontology annotation, biological process: cytoskeleton-dependent cytokinesis; actomyosin contractile ring assembly; cellular bud neck septin ring organization. Gene Ontology annotation, molecular function: GTP binding; GTPase activity; molecular adaptor activity. Gene Ontology annotation, cellular component: microtubule cytoskeleton; cell division site; septin ring. Bases 1 to 1218 code for a protein of 405 amino acids. The transcript has a single exon. NCBI's taxonomy places the organism in Eukaryota, Fungi, Ascomycota, Saccharomycetes, Saccharomycetales, Saccharomycetaceae. The record is from RefSeq and is a predicted model, not a curated record.
AUGGAAAACCAAUACUCAAUCAACACAGAUGAGAUACGUCGUAGAAGAAAUGCGAAAAAGGCAAUUCAUUUAAAUGUCUUAUUAUUAGGUGAGACUGGUAUUGGGAAAUCAACUUUUUUAAAUAAUUUAUGUCUACAACAUGUUGAUUUGAAUGAGACUAACAAUACUACUACUACCAAAUAUGAUGCUUCCACUUAUAAAGAUGAUUUUAUUUAUGAGAUUGAUAAUGAAUCUCCUAUGAAAUUGAUUACUAAGACUAUACAAAUUAAAGAAGAUGAACAAAACGAUAAUGGUGGCGUUCCAAUCAUUAGUUUGAAAAUUAAUCUUUUUCAAGGAUUUGGUGAUAAGAUUAAUAAUUUGUUGGGUUUCGAGGAUAUUAGAAAGUUCUUGAUUUCAAAAUUUGAUAACUAUCUUAAAGAGGAAAUUCAAAUUAAAAGAAAUUUUAAUAAAUUAGAGAAGAUUGAUGAAAGGGUUCAUGUUUGUAUUUAUUUUAUUAAACCAACUUCUAAAGGGUUGAAAGAAUUUGACAUUAAAAUGAUGAAAAAUAUACACGAUAUUGUUAAUAUUAUCCCUGUUAUUGCUAAAUCUGAUCUUUUAACAGUUAAAGAAUUAGAAUUAAACAAAAAUUUAAUUAUGAAAGAUAUUCAAGAAAAUCAUAUUGAAAUAUUCGAUUUUAAAGAUGAUAAACUGGAUGACAUAUUAUUAUUUCUUCAAGGAAAAGAAAAUAAGAAGAAAAGUGAAUAUGCCGAAGAUAAAAUUAAAGACCUACUACCCUUUAAUUUAGUUUGUAGUGAAGAAAGACAUGUAGGUCAAGAUGAUGGGAAACUUUAUCAUGUUAGAGAUCACGGUUGGAGUAAAUUAAUUAUCGAGGAUAAAACCACGUCAGAUUUUAUAUUCUUAAAGAGUAUUAUAUUAGGGUCACAUCUACAAGAAUUUAAAGAUAUUACCAAUGAUCUACUGUAUGAAAAUUACAGGACUAAAAAACUAUCAGAAAAUGAGAUUUUGCACUUGAAAGGGAAAAUACAAAGUGAUUAUAGCCCAAGGUCACGUUCCAGAUCACAAACUACUUUGUUCGAUGGGACUAUCCAAAAUGAUGAACUUAUUUUUGAACUAGAAGAGAAAAAUAUAAUAAUUGAAGCAUACCAAAGAAAGAUUGAUAAGUUACAAAACAAGCUUGUCAGCUCCACAAAAAGUACUCUAUCACCUACUAGUCCAUAG